AACAGGAAAAUCCGCACGACGAUGCCACACACAGAAAUUCAGUUCAAUGCGAAAUUUUGUUUGAACCAGACGCGAAAUCUGUUAACGCCGCGUGGCAAAAAUCGCGUUGGCAAGUGCGUAAGAACUGUCAACAACGCAAGCAGCCAAAUAAAACAUUGUUCAAUAAACCGCGAAGUGUUUUAAAAGAAUUUUAAAAAUAUUUUAAAAAAAUAUAAAAACACAAACGAAAGCCCAGAGGUGUAACAAUUAAUUUUGCAUAGAAAUCAAGUCAUUAUUUUGGGCCAACGCGUGUGUGCAGCAUCGAGAUACUCACUUGUAAGACAAGCUAGUUGAUAGCCCGACUAAACGAAGCUCAUCGAAGUCAAUCGCCUCCGGUGAAAUCGCUGGCCAAUUGACAGUGCCGCUUGUUUAACACAUUUCUUAACACCGAACUCAGUUGCAAUUUGAAUUCAAAGUGUAAUUUCAAUUUCCAUUUACAUUUCGAGUGCACAAUAUUCAAUUGGAAUUGCAAUUGCAAUUUAUGCCACGGCAAGUAGUUUGAGCGAUGCCAGACUGAGGCGCAAUCAUGCUGCACUUAAGGCUAUUCGAUAGCUCACUCUACUACACGCUGGCCUCCGCCUCCGAAUCCUCGGGACUCGUGUCCUCCACCUCCACCUCCACUUCCACCUCCACCUUCACAUCCACGGAAAGGUCGUUCAAUGGCACCCAGGAGGCGGGGGGCGUGGCCGUGGGCGGCGAGUACCUACCGCCCACCGACGUGGCGGCAGUUAAUCUGACAUAUUUCACACCUGCGAUAUCACACGUGAUGCUGGCGCCAACAACGAUAGCAGCCACGACAGCCUCGGCCACAAUGGUCCAGAUCCAGACGACAGCGGCGCCAAGUCACGACUUGGAGACGGGCGGCAACUCCACAUCCAGCGACCCCGGCGAAUUUGACAAUUUAAAUUCGUUCUACUUUUAUGAGACCGAACAGUUUGCGGUGCUCUGGAUCCUGUUUACUGUCAUCGUCCUGGGCAAUUCUGCCGUUCUCUUUGUGAUGUUCAUCAACAAGAAUCGCAAGUCGCGCAUGAACUACUUCAUCAAACAGCUGGCAUUGGCAGAUCUGUGCGUGGGACUGCUCAACGUCCUCACCGACAUUAUAUGGCGCAUCACGAUUUCGUGGCGGGCGGGCAACCUGGCCUGCAAGGCCAUCCGCUUCUCGCAGGUCUGCGUCACAUACUCGUCCACCUACGUGCUGGUGGCCAUGAGCAUCGACAGAUACGAUGCCAUCACACACCCCAUGAACUUCUCAAAGUCGUGGAAAAGAGCCCGUCAUCUGGUGGCAGGCGCGUGGCUCAUCUCGGCGUUGUUUUCGCUUCCCAUCCUGGUUUUGUACGAGGAGAAGCUCAUCCAAGGACAUCCGCAAUGCUGGAUUGAGUUGGGUUCACCGAUCGCCUGGCAGGUGUACAUGAGUCUGGUAUCUGCCACUCUAUUUGCCAUUCCUGCACUGAUCAUUUCCGCCUGCUAUGCGAUCAUCGUAAAGACGAUUUGGGCAAAGGGUUCCAUUUUUGUGCCCACUGAACGUGCUGGGUUUGGAGCCGCACCUGCCAGGAGGGCCAGCUCAAGGGGCAUUAUUCCACGGGCAAAGGUCAAAACGGUCAAGAUGACAUUGACCAUCGUGUUUGUGUUUAUCAUCUGCUGGUCGCCAUACAUCAUCUUCGAUCUGCUGCAGGUCUUUGGCCAGAUUCCACACUCACAGACCAACAUCGCCAUCGCCACCUUCAUCCAAAGUCUCGCACCGCUGAACUCGGCGGCCAAUCCGCUGAUCUAUUGCCUCUUCUCAUCGCAGGUCUUUCGCACAUUAAGUCGCUUUCCGCCCUUUAAGUGGUUCACCUGCUGCUGCAAAUCAUACCGCAACAACUCACAGCAGAACCGCUGCCACACGGUUGGUCGUCGACUGCACAACAGCUGCGAUUCGAUGAGGACACUGACCACUUCGUUGACGGUGUCCCGUCGCUCCACCAACAAGACCAACGCCCGUGUGGUCAUCUGCGAACGGCCCACCAAGGUGGUUACCGUGCCAGCCAUGUCGGAGGUAUGAUAGCUGGCCCACACCAGCCGGAAAAGAUCCGCGUUCUCGAUUCAUGGUCCCACGUCCUUCAGCGACGCGGAGUUCCUUUAAAUGGAAACAAGGACAUCCUGUGAAUGCACCAGAGGCUUAGACAAUAAGUUCGAUAGUUGUACCAGGCAUGGGGAAAGCCAAAUGUAUGUCUCUAGUCGUAAGUAUGCCAAGUCUACGCUACGAAUUUCAAAACUAUUUGUACUUUGCAAUCUGUAGUUAAGAUUACAUUUAUACGGCUUUUAAUUAAAUCUAAGAUGAAAACUUUAAAGAUUUAUAUUUUUAUUUACUUUUAAUAUUUGACUAAAACUCGCAAUAUAAUUUGACUUUCAACAGAAAAUUAGUACAAAGGUUUUCCUUUUCGCAGAAAACUUAACUAAAUCAUUCUUGCAUUGAACUUUUAACUUGAGAAAGUCAUUUAAAUGGUAUCCCAAUAAAAAAUAUUUAAAUAACUAUAAAGAUUUUUGUGACACCAUUGAGAAUCUAGGUUUCAAUCCUGUAUUAGCUCGUUUUAGUUAUAUUAUCUUAAACAGACUGAUUUUACUUGCGUGUGAGAAUCGCGGCCAUUUAUCAGAAAUUUAAAAUGCAUUUCUUUCCAGUCCUAACUAGCUAUUAAGGCCAUUUAAAUUCCAACUCAUCCGUGUAUAUAGCCACUCGUAAUGGUGUAUAAACAUGCCCAAGCAUCUUAAACCAAAACCCAUUAAGCAUAAGUAGACCAUAAGAGUUAAUAGAGCAUAACGCUGUAGUCAAUUUGGUUUAAGCUAAUAUUUAUUUCAUAAUCAUGUGUGAAAGCUGAAUAAAGGCAACGACUUCAAGAA
Molecule: messenger RNA, 2916 nt
Organism: Drosophila yakuba
Lineage: Eukaryota; Metazoa; Arthropoda; Insecta; Diptera; Drosophilidae
Gene: CCAP-R
Product: cardioacceleratory peptide receptor
Exons: 7
Coding region: 566-2080 (504 amino acids)
Biological process (GO): G protein-coupled receptor signaling pathway
Cellular component (GO): membrane
Molecular function (GO): vasopressin receptor activity
Source: RefSeq, a predicted model, not a curated record